UGCAGAAAGCUAACCAAUCUACACGGUUGAGAGAAGUCUGAUUUCUUGCGCGUGGGGCAAUUUCUUCCCACGAUCUCUUAUCAGCUGGGAGCCCUGAGCCACAGAGGAGCUCUCGAAACGUUACUGUAUCUCGUAGCUAAAGAGAGAGAAAAAAAGACGGAGCCCGUAGCUUUGUUCCCUUUGAUCUCGCUGCUUACGCCAAGGGGCAGGCGGCCCUUCUAGAAAUGCAAAUAGGAACGCACUGCAAAGGCCACGACAGUUCAAGCGAGGGGGAAAUGGGCAAGUGUCUCGGAUUUUAAUACCAUGUCAAGGCGCAGCAGUCGUUUGCAAGCUAAAUUGCAUCAGCCCUGCCAGGAUACAUCGCCACAAGAACUGCAGGUUUCAGCAUCUCUUCAGAACAGAAAACGAAAAGCAAUGCAGGAUCCCAAGAGAAAGGAAGAGAACAACAUGAGACAUCAGUAUGAAAUUAAGAACUGUUGGCCGUCUGCAAUAUCUGGUGGCAUUUCUCCUUGCAUAAUAAUAGAAACUCCUCACAAAGAAGCAACAACUACUGACUUCUCCAAAUUCAAAAAAUACAGGUUCAGAAAUCUCUUCAUAAAUCCAUCACCUUUACCAGAACUUAGUUGGGCAAGCUCUAAAGAUGUUUGGUUAAGCUUCCUCAAAAAAGAAAAUAAAUAUUCCCAUUGUAAGCAUUUCACAACUCUACACACAAACCUUCAGCCACACAUGAGAGCAAUCCUAUUGGACUGGCUUCUAGAAGUUUGUGAGGUAUACACACUUCACAGGGAAACUUUCUACUUGGCACAAGACUUUUUUGAUAGAUUCAUGUUGACUCAGAAGAAUAUAAGCAAAACCAUGCUUCAGCUUAUAGGAAUUACAACACUUUUCAUUGCUUCCAAGCUUGAGGAGAUAUAUGCUCCCAAACUGCAGGAGUUUGCAUAUGUUACUGAUGGUGCUUGCAGUGAAGAUGACAUUAUAAAGAUGGAGCUCAUUGUACUAAAGGCUCUAAAGUGGGAGCUAUGCCCUGUGUCAAUUGUCUCUUGGCUGAACCUCUAUCUCCAAGUGGAUGCUGCGAAAGAUAUUCCAAAGGUGCUGCUACCUCAAUAUUCUCAGGAAAUGUUCAUUGAAAUAGCACAGCUUCUAGAUCUCUGUAUUCUAGAUAUUGAUUCUCUGGAUUUUCAGUAUAGGAUAUUGGCAGCAUCUGCCCUCUGCCAUUAUACCUCAGUAUCGGUAGUUGAAAAAGUUUCAGGAUUAGAUCGGGUCAGUAUUGCAGAGUGUGUAGAGUGGAUGGAACCCUUUGCUAAAGUAGUGAAAAAAUACCCAGUGAAAUUGAAGAAUUUUAAGAAAAUUGCACCAGAAGAUAGACAUAAUAUACAAACUCAUACAAACUAUUUGGACAUGCUGGAGGAAGUGAACUACGAAGCAUCCAUUUCAGUGCCAGGCCAGCUGUCACCACUGUUUACAGGAGGAAUAAUCACCCCUCCAAAGAGCUCUGAGAAGUGAAACUGCACCUUCUACGAAUGUGUGCCAAAUCAAAGAACUCUUAUCUUAAGACUCUUGAAGAAUACUAAUGGAACUUUUUACACUUGGCAAAUGGCUGGGAAAAACAUCAAGUGUAACAGAAGGAAACUCCAAUGCAAACUGUCGUGCACCUUCAAGUUCGCAGCCUAACAAGCUUUCUUGCCAAACAAAGAUCAAACAUCUUUUGAGCAGUUUAAAUUCACAAACUAUGAAUUUUUAACUUCUUUUAUUGGCUGAUGAAUCCAGUUGAGUCUCUUAGUGGUUUAGCUGUGUGCAAGCUAAGCAGAAUGCUACCAUGCCAGCUGCCAAAACAUUUUGCCCAUCUUGGGAGAGGAGACACAUUCAUCUAAAACGUGACAAAAGAGCAGAGUUGUGCAUCUGUUGUGAAAACAAAAGGUUACUAAGUCAACCUUCCUACUUCUAUACACUUAAGUAGUGUAGCUAUGGAAUGAGGAGGAACUGAUUUAAUCUUUGGUAUGAAUUAUUAGGGGUGAAAUGACGUAGUAAACUUUGAGCCUACUCCUAGGAGAUGCCAAUGUACUCCUAAAAACUGGAAAAACAUCUUCAGCAAACAACUGUGCAUACUACCUCUUUUGGUGCUACCAUGUCAAUACAGGAACAAGCCGCCACAAUGCAAGGAGGAAAAUAACUAGACUGGAAUAGAAUAGCCCUGACAAAAGCAGUAGGAAGAGCUUAGCUCUGCCUACAGUAAUUUACUCUUCAUUCUGGUUUGAAUCAGUCUAUUUGAAAUGCAUUACAAAUUAUAACCUCCUUCUGUAUAGUCUUGUAAAAACAGAGGAAUUUAAGUUUUCUAAUAGGAAAAUACCACACAGUGUGUUUAUAAAUAUGUAUUGUUAAAAAAGUCUCUUGAAUUAAAUACAAUAUCGGAGUAUA
Messenger RNA from Pogona vitticeps (central bearded dragon), 2415 nucleotides. NCBI's taxonomy places the organism in Eukaryota, Metazoa, Chordata, Lepidosauria, Squamata, Agamidae. The record is from RefSeq and is a predicted model, not a curated record.